ACUUAGAUUUUGAAAUGUUUUGAACCUCUCACUUGCGAAAAAGAGAGUUUUCCUUCUCAGGAAAUAGCACCACAAACAUGUUUGACGUGGCUUUAAGUAGUGCUGGAGCAACUAUUGCCCUUGCUACAUCAUUUGAUGAAAAUCAUCCUCCAGAAAAUAUUAUUGACGGAAGUCUUGAUACUUUCUGGCCAACAACUGGAAUGUUUCCUCAAGAAUUCAUUAUCACCUUCAGUGCAUUAAUGAGCAUUGGAAAUAUUAAACUCUUAUCUUCAAAUGUUAAAGCCCUCAGCAUAGAGAAAAGCACAAAAACAGAGGCACUGGACUUCGAACCUCUUGUGGACAAAGAGUAUGAACAUUCAGAGGGUCAGAUGCAGAGAGAUGAGAUAAAGAUUCCUGUUACAUCAGCAUGCCAUCUGAAAUUUGUUAUCAAAAGUGGAUUUGACCAUUUUGUUUCUAUUCAUAAUGUCAGUGUUGAUGGCACAGCCGUGCACUAAACAUCAGGCUCUAUAUUCAGACAAGCUGUGAAUAUAAGUAAUUACAAGAACAUGUUUUAAGCAAACACCAGUAAUAUGUUUGCAGAGGGAUGUUGACUUCUUGUUACAGUUCCAUAUAAUAUUAUGUAUAAAAAAAAAAAACCCAUGUGGUUGUUUUCAAUGUCCAUAGGGAAAACUUGGCUUGACACAAAGUAUUUAAUGUAUGUCCCCUCCCCCUUUGAUUAAUAAAACUAACAAUUUUUUGAAUAAUAUAAUUAUUAAUGCUUAGAGAUACGAUCAAGUUAUUAGACAAUAUUAAUGUGACCUUCAUCCAGACAGUUCCUUACAGCCAUUCAGAUAUUUAUAUGAGGGGAUAAAAAUAGAACAAACGCAUCAGAAAAAAAAGAGAGAAUAAACAAUGACAAUAAAAUCAAUUUGUGGACAGUGUAGUUGUUAAUAAUUGUGUCUACUGUAUAGAGGAGAGAAUGCUUUCGUAUGAUGAUUAAAGACAAUUACAUUUAUGAAAUAAAACAUUGAGGCAAAGAAA
Messenger RNA from Stylophora pistillata, 1020 nucleotides. Its product is annotated as intraflagellar transport protein 25 homolog. The record is from RefSeq and is a predicted model, not a curated record. Gene Ontology annotation, biological process: multicellular organism development; intraciliary transport. NCBI's taxonomy places the organism in Eukaryota, Metazoa, Cnidaria, Anthozoa, Scleractinia, Pocilloporidae. Gene Ontology annotation, cellular component: intraciliary transport particle B; cilium; centrosome.